This is a messenger RNA of Acanthosepion pharaonis, 549 nucleotides long. The record is from the annotation of a GenBank genome assembly. Lineage: Eukaryota; Metazoa; Mollusca; Cephalopoda; Sepiida; Sepiidae.
AUGUCACUCGCAACCAAUUUAAUGGGUUUUUCUCUCACGUUCUUUUCUCCCUUUUUUCUUCCAUUUCGUUUAUUUGUUUUUAUUACAAUUCUGUUUCUCUUUUUCUUUAGUCAUUCUUCUCUCUCUCUCUCUCCCUCUCUCUCUCUCUCUCCCUCUCUCUCUCUCUCUCUCUCUUCCUUCCUCGAAUCUCCCCACAUCUAUUUCUUACCCCAUUUACCCUUUUUUAAAAAAACUUCUCCUCAGACUUACCGCUUUUUCUUUUUAUAUCUUCUAGCUGCUCACAUGAUGAAUCAUUAUGAAAAUUAUACAAAUCCCCUAAUUACUAAUCUAUCUAUCUAUCUAUCUAUCUAUCUAUCUAUCUAUCUAUCUAUCUAUCUAUCUAUCUAUCUAUCUAUCUACAAGCCGCAUAUCCGAACAACAACCCCCUUCCGUUUGUUUAUUUUGGUCAAGCGAGGUCGGUCACGGAAGGCAUUUUCUACCGUCGUUAAAUAUAUCUGUCACUUGUGUUUGUUAAAGAGACGGGAGAAAAGACGCCACAUUUUCGGGUAG